Messenger RNA from Sphaeramia orbicularis (orbiculate cardinalfish), 6887 nucleotides. It is a transcript of the gene tent4a, whose product is annotated as terminal nucleotidyltransferase 4A. Gene Ontology annotation, cellular component: TRAMP complex; nucleolus. Gene Ontology annotation, biological process: polyadenylation-dependent ncRNA catabolic process; RNA 3'-end processing. The transcript has 13 exons. Gene Ontology annotation, molecular function: mRNA binding; poly(A) RNA polymerase activity. Lineage: Eukaryota; Metazoa; Chordata; Actinopteri; Kurtiformes; Apogonidae. The coding region runs from base 224 to 2689 and encodes 821 amino acids. The record is from RefSeq and is a predicted model, not a curated record.
UUGAAUUCCCGUAGGAAUCGGCUAGCAUUUUUUUUCCAGCUAGCGGUGUACGGGGGCCACUUUAUCAAUGGUCCUAAUUCGGUUUAAUGUUUAAAUACUUCUCUUUUCGUAACCCCGGACAGCGUAGCGACCUUUCAAAGGUCUAGGAAGUCGCGCAGAAUCACAACGGGUUCGCAAGUGGUAGUUAGAUACUUGUAGGGGGGUUGCCAGAGAAAGAAGUUGAAUGGAUCCGAGGGUAGCUUGGAUUCAGCCCGAACAGAAAGGACCUGCGAACGCCUUAUGGAUGCACGUCUGGGAGACCUCUCAGGGAGUACGGACAUUCUCCACUCAGCAGCAGCAGCUUCACAAUCAAAACCACAACCAUUGUGUGAAUUACGCUGCGUUGGAUGUUUUAAAAAAUGUGGCGACCACGGUGGUAUCGAGCAAGAGCAUUUGCAGCAGCAACGGUAACGUUACUGCCAGUCUGAGCAACGGCAGCAGCCAUCACAGCAUCAUGAACGGCACUACUAGUAUUAACGGCACUGCGAUUUCCUCGUUGGGGAUAGCGCUGUCCAACGGGAACGUACAGAGCUCAUUCACCACGGCGAACACGGCUGAACCAGGUGAGGGAAAAAUUCUGCCUCAGAAGACUGGAUCUGUCUCCUCGUCCUCCUCGCAAGAAUCCGGGACGGACAGCCCCCCUUCCAGCUGCUUACUAGAGAGGACUAUGGGUGGAAAUGUGACGGGCAACAUUAAUAAAAAUGUCGGGGGUGCCAAUCUGCUCUUACAUUUGAGCGACAGCAUUGAAAAUAAUGUCAACCUUUACCACCGUCAUCAUCAGGAGCACCCGGCUUUCAAUUUACAGCAGAUUUGCGUGAAGCGUCACCAGGUUCACCCCUCAGUACCCGUAAAUCACUCACACAGUCACCAUCCAGGCCGAAGGAAAAGUGACAAUAAGGCGAGCACUUAUGGGAUGAAUUAUUUGCUUUCAAACUGCACUAAUGGCAAUUAUGCGAGUACUUGGACGCCCUGGAAGACGAGGAAGUACAACCCAGGGGUUCUUGGACUACACGAGGAAGUGAUGGACUUCUACAACUUCAUGUCUCCUCGACCAGAGGAAGCGGCAAUGAGGAAGGAGGUGGUCAACCGAAUAGAGAGGAUCAUUAAGGAGCGCUGGCCCACUGCAGAUGUUCAAAUAUUUGGCAGCUUCAGCACUGGUUUAUACCUUCCAACAAGUGACAUUGAUCUGGUGGUGUUUGGGAAGUGGGAACGCCCCCCUCUACAAGAGCUGGAACAAGCCCUUCGCAAGCAUAACGUGGCAGAACCUUUCUCCAUCAAAGUGCUGGACAAGGCUACGGUGCCAAUCAUCAAGCUGACAGACCAGGAGACCGAGGUGAAGGUAGACAUCAGUUUCAAUGUGGAGACUGGUGUCAAGGCAGCCAGCUUCAUUAAAGAUUAUGUUAAGAAGUAUCCAGUGCUGCCUUACCUGAUCUUUGUACUGAAGCAGUUUCUGCUGCAGAGAGAUCUAAACGAAGUCUUCACUGGAGGCAUCAGCUCGUACAGCCUCAUCCUCAUGGUCAUCAGCUUCCUACAGCUCCAUCCUCGCAUCGAUGCCCGGAACCCAAAUGAGAACUUGGGCGUGUUGCUGAUUGAAUUCUUCGAGUUGUACGGUCGCCAUUUCAACUACUUGAAAACAGGGAUUCGCAUCAAAAACGGAGGCGCAUACAUAGCCAAAGAGGAGCUCAUGAAGGCCAUGACGAAUGGAUACAGGCCAUCCAUGCUGUGUAUAGAGGACCCACUGCUUCCAGGUAACGAUGUGGGAAGGGGUUCCUACGGUGCCAUUCAUGUCAAGCAAGUGUUUGACUAUGCCUACACUGUCCUGAGUCACGCCGUGUCGCCACUCGCUCGGUCAUAUCCCAACAAAGACUCUGAAAGCACCUUGGGCAGGAUAAUCAGGUUGACCCAGGAGGUGAUUGACUACAGAGAAUGGAUCAUUAAGAAGUGGGGGGGCAGGGAUCCUGCGCGAACGGACAGUAGAGUUUUACCUCCUAAGGAGCCAGCGUCGGAGCAGGAGCUGGGCUCUGGUGGCAGCUCAGAGGAGCAACAGAGGGACUCGGUGUCGCCCCACAGUGCAGACUCACCCAUGUCCAUCUCCAGCCCUCAGCAGCACUCAUCAGCCUCCUCAGUCUCCUCACUUUCUGGAUCAGACAAUGAUUCUGAUUCAGCGCCGCCAUGUCCCAUCCCUCCUCCGGCCAUGCCACCCUACCCAUCGUUCCCACCUCUGGGCCUGGCUUUACCACCAGGCCUCAACAUGAGCACCGGCAAGCCCAGUAUGGGAGCACACCCUCUGCUCAUGCCUCCAGGCUCACAGGCUCGCGUCUCACUGCCCGGUGGUCUAGCCAUGCACUCCAUACCUGGCAGACAGGUGUGUAUAGACACCGGGCUUCCUCCCUUCUUCCACAUGCCCCCCCCAGCCCAUGCUCAUGCCCCUGCCCCUUCCAGCCCCCAGCCUCCGCCCAGCCCCCACUCCAGCCACACACAUAAGAAUGGACCCAAGUUCAAUGUGAAGGGCUUCCAUAACCCGCCUCUCGUCAACAACCCUGUUUUGGCUAACCGCGGACACACACAUGCCCACACUCACACACAGUAUCACCGUAACACUUGGCGACGCAGAAAGAGGGACAGCCUACCGGUUAGCCUCAGCAGAUAGAAGCCACUCCUCCUCAACCUCCUCAUCCGCAAAACUUUUUCCUCCCAUUUCCUCCUCUCUGGCUGCAAAGCCCUGGCUCUUCGUUCAUCUCGAAGGAGGACAGACGGCAGACAGAGGACCAGAGACCAGCAGUUAUCACUCUGGGGCUGUCCAGAGAAAAGGCAGCCCUUGGCUCUGCAUCUUCCUCCUACUAUCUCUAGUUUUUCAUUUCUGCAUGACUUUUUGUUUGUAGGUUUUCAGUAUUGUUUCCGAUUCCUUUGCAGUAUUUUGGUUCCCAUCUUUUUUCAGGUCUGUUCCUUUUUUUUCUUUUUGGACUUGGCGGUUAAGUCAUUGUCAAGUUCAGUUGACCUCGUCUUGAGCCUGGCAGCCAAGCUGCUUGUGGUUCAGUGUUGCAUUACUUUUUUUUUCUUUUUUUUUUUUUCUUUUUUUUUUUUUUUUUUUUUUUUUACAGUUAAUCACGUAAGAACAAAGGUUUUCAUUUUGUGCAAUAAUGUUUUUUUCUUUUUGAAACUAAAGUAAAUGCUUAUUUAAUUUUUGUGUAUAUGUAAAGGCAUUUUUAUACGGUUAUUUUAUUUUUGUAGAGUUUUUAAUUUUGUUUACGAACCUUUCCCCAGGCAGCAUCUCUAGAGUGUGUGUCAAAACCGUUGGUAUUUCUAUGUGAAUGUGAGCGUAUGUAUAUGACAUCAAGCUGAGAUGGACCUCAGUUCAAAGGCCACGCCCCUCCUUCACCACUUCUUUCUCCUCUCCACUUUUACUUGUGAUGUUCAGGGAGAUGAAGAGAACAGGAACAGAAAGGGAUAAGGAGCUCUUCCCUGGUCUUAAUCUCAUUCAACUUAGAAAGCUAACGUUAUAGUAUGAUGUAACCGAUUCUGACGUGCUUACAUGAAGCCAUUAUUAUGGGCUGUUUUGUGCUGGGAGCCUGUAGUUGGUGGUUUCGUUUUUCUAUAUCCAUGAUAAUAUUCUGGACUUGGAUUUUUAUUUGUAGAGGACUUGGGUCACUUUUUUUCAACAGAAAUUCUCACUUCCAAAUUUUUUUGAUUUAUGACAUCUGUCUCUGUGUACAUAAUGUCAAGACAAAACAAUCAGAAAAAAAUAUACAGUACAAUAUCUGAAAAAAAAAAAAAAGUAAAAUAAAAUGAAGCACCACUGGUAAUGCCUGGAGAGACAUAUCCACUGUGAAUACAACAAACAGCAGAUAGUUUAAACCUUUUUUAAUGAAAGAUCAGCAGGGAAAGCACUGAACUCAACUUUAACAAAAACGUGUAUUUAACAAUAACAAAACCUAAUUUAAUUGAAUUAAUGCAAUAGUAUGCAACGUUAUUUGUCAGCUAAUGUCAAAUAUGACCCAACGUAGGUUUCACAUAACAUGAAUUCUAUCAUCUUAUAUACUGGACUUUAAACAGUGGCAUUCAAGGUUUAAUAUGAAAGAUUGACACAUGUAUGUGAAGUCUGUAGUGCUGAGAACCAGUCGUUUGACAUUUGCUCCAUCCGUUUACGAGGCACUGUAGAACCAAGACAAAAGAAGGAGGAUAAAUUCACCUGAUUCCUUUAUGUAGAAACUGAUGUACAGGCUAUUAUCAUGGAUGCCUCCCACAAACUUCAUAUAAGCACAUGCAUGUGUUACUUCUAGAACCUUUAAACUCCCUGAGGACGUCUUGUCCCUCAGUGUAGUUUGUCUGCUGGAAGCAAGUGAAGGGAUGAAGAUUUUUGGCCUAAAAGAGGUAGCUCCUGUUUUAUUAUCCAGCGCAGGCAGAACCACCUCAAGACUGUGUGCAUGUGUAUGCCUCUGUUAGUGUAUGUGUUUGUGUCCUGUAAUAUGGGACUGUGCUGUUGCCAUAUUUUGUCAGUCAGGGGAACUGCGAGCCUUGUCUCGGCCGUUUUUUCCUCCACUGUCCCGAACUGAAAGUGACUUGAACACUUCCAGACAGUAGCGGAUUCCUGGCCUGAGAGCGAGCCUGUUGCAUAUAUGCUUGUGUGUCAUUUUUUGUGCUUGUCUUUUUUUUUUUUUUUUUUUUUUUUUUUUUUUAUUACAUGUUGUUAGGAGCCACAGAAGGCAACAGCUUAUCUGACUUGAAUUUGACGAUCAAGAUUUAGGGUUAAGAGGGCAGAGCGAGCUACUGAUUCUGGGUCAGAACCCCUCGGACACUCCGGCCGUGGGAGGCAGCCGUUGGAAGUCUGAUCCCAGGUCCGAGCUCCGACUCUGGCUCACAGCUGUAAAUCGGUGCAGACCAACACUAAGACGCUCAGCGAUAUAAAGGUUUUUUUUUUUUCUCCUUUUGUGGUCCUGGACAAAGGAGAAUGAGGGAGGGGGGUGGGGUGGGGGUCUUCCUGAACCAAGGGCCCUAGAGAAAGGGAAUUAUAUUUUGAUUCCAUUCAGGAAUCUUGUGUAUAUUUGAUUGCCAGGUACUUCCGCUAAUUGUUUGCAAUGCCUUUCUUUGUGUUUACUUGGAGUGUGUGUACGUCGUUUUUGCCCCUCCCCGGCCCCGCAAGUGCACCGCUGUCACACAAACCCACACACUCACAAACAGGACUGUCGAAAGGCUGUGACUCGCCCAGAAACACUACACACGCUGGUGUUAUUACUAUGCAAGUGGAUUAUUUCUAAUUAUCGUGUCAACUCUGUCUUUUCCGUUGGGGGUUUUCCAAACACUACUUGUUGUCGUUGGACUGGAGUAACAUUACUGACUGUCAGACUCCGAAAACUGAACCACGAGUGAACUCCGACCCCUUCCAUCCAUCCUCCCGUGAUCCCCCCCCCCCCCCCCCCUCCCCCCGUUGUAUUUGUAUGAAGGUCCUGAUAUGUUUUAAAAGUCUAGUUUUCUACAUCUAUUGGUCAGAUGUAAAGGAAGAGGGGGUGUUAAUGUUAAUGGUUGGGGUCUGAGUCUGUGUAGUGUGUGACAUAGUGAAGUGUGUGUGAGAAAGCAUCAAGAUUCAUGACUUUUUUUUUUUUUGUUGUUGAUUUGUUUUUUGCCACUGCAGCUUUGUAAUCAGACACUCGAUAGUUCAUAAGUGGACCCAGAGAGCGCCUUGCACUCUGUGUUUCCACUUCAGAAAGGGGCCAAAGUGUCCACCAACAAUUCUACCCUUCACCAAGACUGUGUUCAGUACUCUACACUAUCUUUUUUUUUUUUUUUGGUCUUUCUUUAAAAAAAAAAAACACAAAAAAAAAAAAACAUGGCAACUCUGAUCCAUCAGUCAAAACUACACCUCACAUCAAUUUAAUCAGAGUUUCUGUUUUGUCCAGUAGCUCACAGGCAAAGCAGUUCAUGAGCUAAUCAUCCAAUCCAGCCACAGAAUCAACUUUUGGUGUAAUGAUUUAGCAAAAAAAAACCCAACCCUUAUGACUACAACAUACUGCCAGUAAAGGAAAGAAGCUAUUUUCGAGAUGUUGCUCAGACACCCUCAUCUCAAAUCCUUUCACCUUAUUCCACCGUAUAGAUAUUUAUUUUUCCAUCAGUGGAGAGGCAGUGCAUGAAAUUCUCAGUUACAUGCAGCCCCAGCCUAUUAUAAAUUGGACAAUAAGGGGGUGGGCAGGUCUGUUUUAACCCUUUCAACGUGCAUCCCAGCCUCGUCUGCUUUUAGAGAUUAGAACCAGCACUGAUGAAAAUGAAAUUGGUGAUGGAGAAGUUUUGGACUGGGUUAGAGUUGCCUGCAUCUUCACAGCAAAGACUUGACAUGCAGUAUCCUUAAAGAAGUCUGUAUGGAUUAAAAUCUCUGUGCGUCUCAGUGGUCCGACCCUCCACGCUUAGCCCCCCCACCCUCCUCCCCACCUAGUCAUUUUCUCUCAAAUGAUGGUGACAGAAAUGGGUGAAAAAGAAAUGAAACAAAAGGUCCCGGUCAUGCUUUUGCCAUAUUUGCCUUCACUUCUCCAGACUGGUGAAAGUGGGAGGGGAAGGCGUGCAGCAGUGGGUGGUUCUGGACCGCUGAGACUCUGGCGUACACAUGUACAUGUAGAUGCAAUGUAAUAUACCCCCAUUGCAAUACAAUGAGGGAUUUUAAACUGGUGGCUGCUGUUGAGAAAAGGUGGCAGCCCCUCCGUGUCCUGGCUGAUUCAUGUGAGCAGUGACCCUCUAAAUGGACGCCAAGCAGACGGCGGCCAGAGGGAACCACUGCCCAGCUUUUGUUUUGUUUUUUUGACAUUUUUAUGUAAAUAUAUUUUUUUCUAUUUUAUUUUUUAAUAAACAUUUUAAAACUGCCA